Osmerus eperlanus (European smelt) is the source of this 2361-nucleotide messenger RNA. RefSeq names its product T-box transcription factor 3b (gene tbx3b). Gene Ontology annotation, molecular function: DNA-binding transcription factor activity, RNA polymerase II-specific; RNA polymerase II cis-regulatory region sequence-specific DNA binding. NCBI's taxonomy places the organism in Eukaryota, Metazoa, Chordata, Actinopteri, Osmeriformes, Osmeridae. The transcript has 7 exons. The coding region runs from base 384 to 2180 and encodes 598 amino acids. The record is from RefSeq and is a predicted model, not a curated record. Gene Ontology annotation, cellular component: nucleus. Gene Ontology annotation, biological process: cell fate specification; regulation of transcription by RNA polymerase II; positive regulation of DNA-templated transcription.
CAGGAUGAACAGACUACAACAUUUUCGCUUAGUUGGGAACUCUGAGCCAUGAGUGAGCGAGCCAGAUGCACGAGGUUCCGUUGUUUCUAGUUAUCCGUUUUGUCUUUUAAAAUCUAUCAAGAAAACACACGUAUAUGUCCUUUGGGGUCCGGUUUGAAAAUCCCACCAGCAUUUUCCAAGAUGACACAGGAUUAUAUUUUAUCCAAAACACUUGGCAAAUUAUAGGCUGUACCGAAAAUUUUAUGUUUAAUUUGUACAACAUUUGUACUACUAUUUUGCAAUACGUUUGAGUCGUUCAUCUUCAGUUUGAACGCGGAAAACACUGCGUAAAGAAACGGAAUCAGAUGCGUGCGUAAAAGUGAACUCGUCGGAUUUCACAGGAGAUGAUGCGAAUAAAUCGUUUCGACAUAGGGCCAGGUGGAGAUGUGACUUUACCGCCAUUAUUACCGAACCUUGACAUGGGCCUCGGUGCAAUCCUGGUCCCGCAACAUCCUUUUUUGCGAAACCUUUCAUUAACUUCCCACACAUCUCUGCCAUUGCCGGUUGGGAAUUCUUCCUUGGAUAAUGCCGAGACGAGCAUUCGCAUAUCCUCUCAAGCACAGCAGACGGCCGCACAGUACGUCAAAUGCAGUCUCCAGAAGUUAUUGGAGACCGAGGAGCUCAUCGAGAACGACCCAAAAGUUCACUUGGAGGCGAUGGGCCUUUGGAAACAGUUUCACAAGUGCGGCACUGAAAUGAUCAUAACAAAGUCAGGACGGCGCAUGUUUCCACCGUUCAAAGUAAGAUGUACUGGAUUGGACAAAAAGGCUAAAUAUAUUUUGCUGAUGGAUAUUGUGGCGGCGGAUGAAUGUAGGUACAAAUUUUAUAACUCUCACUGGAUGGUGGCAGGAAAGGCGGACCCCGAAAUGCCAAAGCGAAUGUACAUUCACCCGGACAGUCCAGCAACAGGCGAACAAUGGAUGUCAAAAGUGGGCAAUUUCCACAAAAUGAAAUUGACAAACAACAUCUCUGACAAGCAUGGGUUUACAAUUCUUAACUCAAUGCACAAAUACCAACCGAGAUUCCAUAUUGUGAGGGCCAAUGAUAUCCUGAAACUACCUUAUAGCACAUUUAGGACGUAUGUUUUCUCUGAAACGGAAUUCAUCGCUGUAACCGCAUACCAAAAUGAUAAGAUCACACAGUUGAAAAUUGAUAACAAUCCUUUCGCAAAGGGAUUCCGAGACACUGGAAACGGAAGAAGAGAAAAAAGGAAACAACUGGGAAUGCCUUCACAAAAAAAAUAUGAAAUUCUAAAAGGAGUCCGGGCCCCUGAGUGUCAGACUGAAGAUUCAUUGAAAACCCACAAAUCAACAGAGGCCUACGAAAGUGAAAGCGAUCAGGACAGCAAGGAUGGAGGCGCCAUUGAAAAUGUCACCUCCCCCAUCGAGGAACCAAAUUGUAAUCCACAUGUUCCAAGGCAUGAUACAGGUCAGCCACGAAGGGAAAUGUCAAGGACCGAUCAUUUAGAAGAUGAGCCUACAGAAAAGAGUAACGUUUUAACUGGGGAAGAGCGUUCCCUCGAACCAGAGGACGCGAAGACAACGGACAUCUUCGAGCCUCCAAAUGUGGAAAUUGAUCCAAGUGUUCAUGUACACAACAACGGUAUCUCGCCAUACUAUUCAUAUCCAACGGAAUUAACGAGACACUUCUACCCAAUUAGUGUCACUCAACGCCUCCUACACCAAGCGCACUUCGGGGCGAAGUUUGGCGCUGCAGGGAGAUCUAUGGACCAGGUAGUCGGCUCAUCUGGGAUGGCUGGCGAGACUGGUAUCGCAUCUGUAAGAAUACCAGGAUUGCCGCUGACCAUUCAGCAACAUACUCUGCUUUCACAGAGUUUGGCGGCAUCCCACUUUGGAGGGCCUUUUACCUAUCCAAACUCCUAUUUGACAGCCGCUGCUGUCACCAACGCACCAUCGAUUUCAGCGGUCCACCCAGUGCGCGCUCAUGCCAGAUUCAGGCCCUAUUACAUUCAUAAAACUGUCGAAGACGACAACCUGAUCUCACCAGCAUCUACUCGCCCCUUGACCAACAUUGACUUAAAAUAUCGAAAUUCUUUGAUCAAUGUCCAACCGGGCAAUACAUUUGAAGUGAAGAGCGUGUCUUCGAUUUCAGGUUAUGUAGGCCCAACGGCUUUACAAUAGCAAAUGCAUAACCCACCAGUUCCCAAAUAUGCAACAUGGUCAGAUGUUUAUCAGACUCCAAUCAAGACUAAUCUUCCACUUGAAGUAAUGAACUUUAUUAAUGCCCUGCUAUGUACAUUGCAUUUUCAUUGAUUUAUCAAAUAACAUCACAAUUGUGUGGUAUUUGGUGAACUUUUGUGUG